AUGGAGCCCGCGACCGCGCCCCAGCCCGACAUGGCGCCGGAGCUGACCCCGGAGGAGGAGCAGGCCACCAAGCAGUUUCUUGAAGAGAUUAACAAGUGGACAGUUCAGUACAACGUUUCCCCCCUCUCUUGGAAUGUGGCCGUCAAAUUCCUCAUGGCCCGGAAGUUUGAUGUGCUACGCGCCAUUGAGUUGUUUCACUCCUACAGAGAAACACGAAGGAAGGAGGGCAUUGUGAAGCUGAAACCUCAUGAGGAACCUCUCCGUUCUGAGAUCCUUAGUGGAAAAUUCACCAUCUUAAAUGUUCGGGACCCAACAGGAGCCUCUAUCGCCCUCUUCACUGCCAGAUUACAUCAUCCCCACAAGUCAGUCCAACAUGUGGUACUUCAGGCUCUGUUUUACUUGCUGGACAGAGCUGUGGAUAGCUUUGAAACUCAGAGGAAUGGACUGGUGUUUAUCUAUGACAUGUGCGGUUCUAAUUAUACCAACUUUGAGCUGGAUCUUGGCAAGAAAGUCCUAAACUUGCUAAAGGGAGCUUUUCCAGCUCGUUUGAAGAAAGUGCUGAUUGUGGGAGCACCCAUAUGGUUCCGAGUGCCGUAUUCCAUCAUCAGCCUCCUUCUGAAGGAUAAAGUUCGGGAGAGGAUUCAGAUACUGAAGACGUCUGAGGUCACCCAGCACCUGCCCAGAGAGUGCCUCCCGGAAAACCUGGGUGGAUAUGUCAAAAUUGACCUUGCCACUUGGAAUUUCCAGUUUCUAUCCCAGAUGAAUGGCCACCCCGAUCCCUUUGAUGAGAUCAUCCUGUUCUCCCUCCCUCCGGCCUUAGACUGGGACUCAGUGCAUGUCCCAGACCCCCAUGCCAUGACCAUCCAGGAGUUGAUGGACUAUGUUAGCACCAGGCAGAAGCGGGGGAUAUACGAGGAGUAUGAAGACAUCCGUCGUGAGAACCCAGUUGGUACUUUCCACUGUUCCAUGUCUCCAGGAAACCUAGAGAAGAACCGCUAUGGGGAUGUACCCUGCCUGGACCAAACUAGGGUGAAGCUGACAAAACGAAGUGGCCACACUCAGACGGAUUACAUCAAUGCCAGUUUCAUGGAUGGCUACAAGCAGAAGAAUGCUUACAUUGGUACACAAGGCCCUUUGGAGAAUACCUACCGAGAUUUCUGGCUUAUGGUAUGGGAACAAAAAGUCUUGGUGAUUGUCAUGACCACCCGCUUUGAGGAGGGCGGCAGGAGAAAGUGUGGCCAAUACUGGCCUUUAGAAAAAGACUCUCGGAUCCGAUUUGGCUUCCUCACCGUGACCAAUCUAGGCGUGGAGAAUAUGACCCAUUAUAAGAAAACAACGCUAGAAAUUCACAACACAGAGGAACGGCAGAAACGCCAGGUGACCCACUUUCAGUUCCUGAGCUGGCCAGAUUAUGGUGUCCCUUCCUCGGCAGCUUCCCUCAUUGAUUUCUUGAGAGCCGUCAGGAACCAGCAGAGGCUGGCUGUCAGCAGCAUGGGAGCACGCGCCAAAGGGCAAUGCCCUGAGCCACCCAUUGUGGUCCAUUGCAGUGCGGGCAUUGGCCGGACAGGUACCUUCUGCUCACUGGACAUCUGCCUGGCACAGCUGGAGGAGCUUGGCACCCUUAAUGUGUUCCAGACAGUGUCCCGCAUGAGGACCCAGAGGGCCUUCAGCAUCCAGACCCCUGAGCAGUACUAUUUCUGCUACAAGGCAAUCCUGGAGUUUGCAGAGAGGGAGGGCAUGGUGCCCCCCAGCCACAACCUCCUGGCCAUGGAGGGUCAGUAA
This is a messenger RNA of Rangifer tarandus platyrhynchus (Svalbard reindeer), 1782 nucleotides long. The record is from the annotation of a GenBank genome assembly. NCBI's taxonomy places the organism in Eukaryota, Metazoa, Chordata, Mammalia, Artiodactyla, Cervidae.